This is a messenger RNA of Cavia porcellus (domestic guinea pig), 16384 nucleotides long. RefSeq names its product zinc finger protein 709-like. Gene Ontology annotation, molecular function: DNA-binding transcription factor activity, RNA polymerase II-specific; RNA polymerase II cis-regulatory region sequence-specific DNA binding. The coding region runs from base 12778 to 15345 and encodes 855 amino acids. The record is from RefSeq and is a predicted model, not a curated record. The transcript is spliced from 4 exons. Lineage: Eukaryota; Metazoa; Chordata; Mammalia; Rodentia; Caviidae. Gene Ontology annotation, cellular component: nucleus. Gene Ontology annotation, biological process: regulation of transcription by RNA polymerase II.
ACUUGACGGGAGGUCGGGAUGGCUGGGAAUGGGGGCGUUCCGGACGGAAGUGGUCAGAAACAGCUGUGGCGAUCUCUGUACCCGCCUCCUGCUCAGCUGCAAACGCCAGGGUCUCCUGGUCUUCGGCGCGGUGUCACCCUCUGAAACGUUUCCCCUUUGCCCAGGCAGGGACAGUGCUCGGUCCGCAGCAUGCAGACACCAUGCUGUGACACCACUGCCCCACGGACCCUUCCUGUGCGGCACAGGCAGGGUGAUUCUCCCCGGGUCUGCGGGGAGCAGCAGCUUUGAAUCCUGAGAUCCUUCUCAGUGAUGGAAAAGUCAUCGCUUUAAUUUCUCACAUGAGAUUUUUACUCUCAACCAUGUUAAACAUAAACAGGACUCGUGGUCUCACAACAUUGAGGAAUGAGGUCGCGAAUCCGAAGAAAGGAGUUAGGAGGGAUUUUAUUGGAAAUAAUAAGACUAGCUCCAUGAUUUCCAGAAGUGCCCCGACUGAGCGGCCCUGUGGCCGGCCUCUCCAGAGUUAAUUAUAGAUAAGCAGAGCCCUUUACUGUGCUCAGUUGGUUAGUGACCACCUAUCACCGAGGGCUCUGGAUUUAAAACAAUCUUUUGAACUCUAAUCCAUUUCCUCAACAUGAAGUUGUUAAAACGAAACUGGCAUUUUAGAAAAACACGAAUAUUUAAGUUAGUUUCCUUAAAAUUUAGAAUGCUGAGAACUAUUCAGGGAUGUUAAUAGGGUUGCAGAAAUCAGUAACUACGACCAUAAACUUCUGCAGACAUCAAAUUGUUAGUGUGAUAGUAAAAAGGUUGUAUGUUUUCUUGUUCUGAGAUUGAAUCAAAAGUCACCAGCCUAAAGAAGCAAGAAUUUAGUAGCAGAUAAAUACUUCUUCUGUGGCUACUGAUUAGCCCGCGUAAUCAUUUUUGAGGCAAAGUUAGAAAUUAGGGAACCGGUAUUGUUUUAGGUUUAAAAACAGGGUGGACACCUUGAGUGAUGAAGAACGGAAAGGGGUUUUUCUUGGAUACAAAAGAUUUCAAGGUGUUUGUUCUUUUUCAUUGUACAGGAACUGAAGUGAGAAAAUUUCCCCUGAGCUAAAUCCUCGCCCUGGGAUUGUUUUGUUUUUUAAUUUUUCUUUUUUUUGUCUUUUUCGUUUUUAUCGGUACCAGGGAUCGAACUCACGAUUACACACUUGCAAGGAGGGCGCUUAUGCCGCUGAGCCCAUUGUUUUUUAAUUUUUAAAAACAGAUAUCUCUGUAUUACCCAGACUUUGGAGAAAUUUUAAUAGUUCCCACCUCUGACUAUUGGGAUCUCAGAUUUGUGCUGCCUUAAAGAAAACAUCACUGAUGCAUGGUGGUGCAUACCUUUAAUAUCAACCAUUCGGUAAAUUUAGGAGUACUAAAUUACCAAGCCCAGCCUGGUUAUCUGACCAAGAUCCUUUUUCAAUAUGAAAUAAAUACUUUGGGGUGUACUUCCACUCAAAACUAACGUCUAAUGUGCAUGAACUCUUGAGUUAAGUUUCUAGUAAUGAGAAAAUGAAAAAUUAUUUAGUGUAAAAUUUAUUUUUAAUUUUGAAAUUUACACAUUUUUCACAGUAGUCAUACAUGGUACAUUACUUCCUCAUGGUGGUAGACAGAGCAGUACUGAGUCACUGCACUGUAGGAAAGAGAACACAAGCUGUAAACAAACAGUGGUUUACAGUGUACUGUAUUCAGUAACAUAAAUGAGGUUUAUAGUGUUGUUUUGUGAAUUUGGCUUUGUACUACCUAAAUUUGCCCAAAUAUAGAUCUAGGUAUGUGUGUUGAGCAGGUUUAAAGAUUCCAAGAUUUACCUAUGAUGUUUGCUUAUGACUUUCAGUACAUUUUCUGUUCAGUUCUGACCUUUGAGUUGAUGAAGAUAUUUUCACUUUCACAUUUGAGUAGCAUCUGUAGACUCAUUCCCUCAACUCUUCAUAGACCAUGACACUCACCAGAUUCUGUUUUUGAAUGCUGUAUUAGUUUUUCCUGAGCAGCUGAAUUCUGAGAACAGCAUAAUACUGUUUGGAAAAAGGAAAAAUACUCUUGGGUUUUUGGUUUUGUUUUGUUUUGAUUUUUAAAAUUAGUAUUAUAAACAUUUGCCUGACUGGUUAUAUUUUUUGGAUUACAUCAUCAGGAUAAAGGGGUAGGAUGGAAAUUUCCAAUGAAAAGACACGGUUGAGUAGUUAGAAACAAGACACUAAUCAUAUGCAAUGUGGAAGGGAAAACAUUUCCAUUUCUAGUUUUAAUUUAUGCUGAUUUGGGGAAGUCUUCCUUCCUUUACAUUGUCAUCUAUCUUUCUACUCUGGACUUACUGUUCCUGCUAGCACUUUAAGUUUCAAGCCUAUAUCCAUAUUCUAUUAUUAAACACUUAGAAGAUAAUGCGAUUCCUAUGUGUUGUGUAGUAGAUUCUUUUUACUUCAUAAUGACCUUGUGAGCUCCAAUUGUAUUUCACAUAGUGGUUCUUGGUGAAACAUCUGAUAGAGAAAUUUAAUGUAUUGUUAUUUUACAUAGCUAACAUGGGACAAAAGGUACACUUGUAUCUUCAGAUAAAGAACUGAAUUCCUGUAGUGUGCUGUGUACUCCACUGGGACAUUUUAGUUCAUUAAUUUUCCAUAUGUCCAAUCUGUUUCAUUAUUUCUAUUGUGCAGGGAGCUCAGUUAUCAUGAACUCACCAAGAGUGGUGUUCCCUACAACCGCAUCUUCUUGGGCUGGCUUAGGAAGUUCUGGGAAAUAAAGGAAGAAAAGUAAGAAAAGUCAAGAGUAAAAGAUGAGAAAGUACAAUAUGAAGACCAAGUAUUUUUGAAUAUAUUCAGAUACAAUUUGUAUAAUAUUACACUGUGUCAACAUUUUCAGGGAUUUUGUUUUUGGAUAUGGUGCUAUGUGAGCAUCUAUAUAAUCUUGCAAGGUAAUAUUUAUGAAGUCAUUUAAAAUAUUUUUUUAAAGAGAAUAAAACCAAGCAAAAUAAAACAGAAUAAAGCCAAUCAAAACAAAGCAGUGUAAGUGACACAGGACUUCAAAGCAAUAUGAAAUCAGCAAUGGUUUCUAUAAUGUCUCUUGUCUUCAAAAUAGCUGCAGAUACGUUCAGACAGUAAAAUCAAACAAAACAACAGAAUAGAACCACUAAAAACAAAAUAAUGAAUGCAGUAAAGGAUUUCAAAACAAGUCAAUAGCAAAUCCAAAAUGGCUACCAUAAUAUACCUUGUUAUCUUUAAAUUAGCUUCCCAUGCCAUUAGAUAUAUAACAAAAUAAAAAAUGACAGAAUAAAACUGAACCCAACAAAACAAUGAAAAUGAUGCACAACUUCUAAACAAGAUAACAGCAAAUUAACAGUAACUAUCACCUUCAGAAGUAAAUCCUUCAUGGAUGGCCAGAUGUCUGGCUGUAUAGAAUUUGUUCUGGCUGUGUGAAGAAUACUGCCUGAGAAACACAGGUUUUUGUGGAGACCUCGUAAGGUUGUCGAGUGUGCUGGGCACAGCUUGAACUCUGAUGAGUUGCCAGAUUUGGGAUGGAUGUGGGAUGAAGUAUGGACAAUGUAAAUUGUUACACAUAAAGAGAGAUAAAUAUACUUCUUCCAACAAAUGUGUACUGUAGUUUUUUCUAUGCCUAGAGCAAGGUUUAGCUCUGGAAACAGGAACUAUGUCUCUCAUCCUUUCCCUGAAUUCUGACACUAUCUCAGUUUAUAGUCUGUAUUCACACAUAUGCUUGUGAAGAUCCAAACUGUUAGAUCUUACACUAGUCUGAUUUGUGUUCCAGUCUAACCUUUUACCGUACUUGGCCAAAGGGAUAUCCUGAUAGCGUACCCUGUUGUUCCUUUUUUAUUUGUGGAAUGAAUCACAGGGCUCAGGACAACAGUUAAUUUAUGUGUAUUUCAGAAUAUGGUAGAAGGAAAGAGUGAAUUUUGAGUAUUUCUUUCUGGAGAUCUCAAAAUCUUUAUGCAUCUAAGUAUUAACCAACCUUGAAGUUGUGCUUAAAACUUUAGGUUAGGAAUUUCAAAGAAGACUUUGGUGCAUACAAAUUUAAUUAACUCUUUGUUUUCGAUUAACUCAUUGUCAGUUGCCUUUUCCUUUUUCACAGAUCCUGUGGGAAGAUUCAGUAUUUCAACCCACUGGGUAGCAAUAACAAAAUUGCUUCUACAAUUUUACCUUUUAAACAUUAUGUUGUCUUUGAGUAUGUCAGUUAUAUGCUGUGCAGUUUACCCAGUCUCUGAGCUUAUUAUUAACAUACAAAACACAGAAUUUGCUCUGAGAGAUCCCACACAUUUUAGAAGCUCUUGGAUCAGACUAUAGCCCCCCUGUAAAAACCUAUAUAUGUUACCCUAGUUUCUGUAGCUUGAGGGCCAUGAAGAAAAGUCACAAUUAAUACACUAGUAUCCUCCUAAAUUGUCACCGUAUGUCCUACAACACAGCUUGAAAUGAGUAACUUUAAGAAAGUGAACAAACCUCAGAAUGAUUGAAUCUUUGCCAAGUUGCACUUUUUGAAAAAGAGAGGAAAUUCUAAAAUGCUAAGGAUUUUUAAAAGACAUGACUAGAUGAGUCAAUUGAAGUGUGAGGGAGUCAAGAAAUAGUUUUUAUUUUAUUUAGUUUUUUAUUAGCUAGGUUUAUUGGUUAGGUAUACACAAUGAUCACAUUUAUCAUAGAAAAAUUUUUGUCUGUACAUGAUAUAUUUUCAUUUUUCCCCAUUCUCUUAUCCUCCCUUCAACCCCACUUACUCUUGCUGUUUAGAAAAGCUUAGUUUUCAUCCUUUUUUGUUUUUUGCUUUUCCCUUCUAUGCUUCCCCCUCCUCUCUACCUAAUUCUUUGAACAUUUUUUCCUAUUUUACAAUAUGUGAUACACAUUUUGAUCCUUAUUUACUUCUAAAGGAAAAUGCAUUAUUUACAUAUGUGUCUCCAAUGUAUUUUAUUUAAUAGUAUGGUGUGAAGGUGCAUCCAUUUACCUAGAAAUAUCUCAAGACUAUCUUUCUUUGUGGCUAAGUAAUACUCCAUUGGAUAGAAAAACCACUUGUUUUUUAUCUAUCUAUUGAUGGCCAUUUGGGUUGUUACGUGUAUUUAGUUAGACAUUUUAAACUGCUGCUACCAAUAUACAAGUGGAUAUAUUACUGUGGUAUGAUCAUGAUAAAUACUUUAAUACUUUUGGAAAUAUAGCAAGAAGAGGAAUAGCUAGGUCCAGUGGUAAUCUCUUGUCAUAGUUUUUUGAGGACUAAUUACUGAUUCCCUCACAGCUUUUGCCAGUGUACAUGCUAACCAGCUGUGGAAAAGGGUUCCUGUCUGCCUACAGCCCCCCAGCAUUUGUUAUUGGUUGAUUUCCUGAUAAUAGCCAUUCUUUCUGAAAUGAGAAGUAAUCUCAGCUUGUUUUAAUAUGUAUCUCUUGAAUGGCCAGUGGUGUUGAACAUUUUUCCUAUAUUCAUUUUCUAUUUCUACUUCUUCACCUGAGAAGUGUCUCUUCCUUUCAGAUACCUACUUUUAGAUGUGUCUUUCAUUUAUGGCAUCUGAUAUUUUUGAGUUUUUUAUAUAGUCUAAAUAAUAGUCAUUUACCUGGGUAACAGCUUGCAAACAUUUUUUUCCCACACUCUGUUAUGACUCUACACUACAUUGAUGAUUUCUCUUACUGUGCAAAAGCUUUGUAAUAAGAUGAUAUCUCACUUUUUUUGAGUACAAAUUCCUGUGCAGUUGGGGUUUUAUUCAUACAGCUUUGCCUUUCAAUGUCUUCAAAUGUUCUACCUGUUUUCUCCUUGGUAGGUUUAGUUUUUCUGUUUUUCUAAAUAGAUUUGUGAGACAUUUCAGUUUUAAUUUUGUGUAUGGUGAAAGAUAUAGGUAUAGUUUUAGCACAUAGCAUGUGGAAAACCAGUUUUCCCUGCAUCAUUUAUUGAAGAGGAGAUCUUUCUUCUAGUGAAUAUGUUUGCAUCCUUUGCCAAAAGUCAGGUGACUGAGUAUGUCUAGAGUUGUUUCUGCAUCUUGUAAUCUAUUCCAUUGAUCCUUGAGUCUAUUUUUUUCCAGUACCAUGCUGUUUUUUCACAGUAGCUUUGUAAUACAUUUUUAAGUAGGGAAUUGUAACGCCCCUUGCUUUUGUUUGUUUCCUAGAUUUGCCUUGAUAUUCUAGGUUUCUUCUGGUUCCAAAUAAAUUUUAGUAUUGUGUGCUCUAAUUCUGUGACAUAUGCUGUUGGAAUUUUGGUGGAAAUUGCAUUCAAUCUGUGUAACAAUUUUGAGAACAUGGUGUUUUUCACUGUGAUGGCACUUACUACCAAAGAAAAAGGGAUAUCUUUCAUUUCCUGAUAUCCUUCUCAAUCUCCUUCUUGAAAAUACUGUAGUUUUGAAUGUAGAAGUCUUUUACCCUUUUUGUUAGAUUGAUUCCUAGGUAUUCCAGUGUUUUAACUUCAUUGGUGCAUUAAUUUGUGGUUUCCUAAUUCACGUGUUCCUAGGAAUCUGCCCAUUUCUUCCACAUUGCCAUCUUAUUAGAAUACAGGUUCUCCAAGUAGGUAUUGAUGCUAUUGUGAAAGGUGUUGUUUCCCUAAUUUCUCUAUGACUAAGUUUGUUAUUUGUGUACAGAAAGGCUGUUUAAUUUUGAGCAUUCACUUUGUAACUAGCUGUGCUGCUAAAUUUGGUGAUUGAAUAGAGAAGUCUUAUGGUGCAGUUCUUGGAGUUUUUGUAAAGUAUCAUGUCAUUUUCAGAUCAUGAUAAUAUGAUUUCUUCCUUUUCUAUCCUUAUUUUGUUUCUUUCUCUUAUCUAAUUGCUUUGUAUAAUGUUUCUAGAACUGUACUGAACAAGAGUUGUGACAGUGGGCUUCCUUGACUUGUUCCUGAUUUUAGAAUGAAAACUUAGUUUUUAUCCAUUUAGUAUGAUGUUGGCUGUUGGUUUGUCAUAGUUAGUUUUUACCAGAUUGAGAUGAAGACUAUCUUUUCUAAUUUUCUGUAGGGUUUUUAUGAAGAAUUGGUGGUAAACUUUGUCAAAUGGUUUUUCUGCAUCUAUUGAGAUGAUCAUGUGAUUUUGUCUAUUGUUCGGUUUAUAUGGUGUACUACAUUUAUUCCUUUGUAUAUGUUGAACCAUCCCUACGUCCGAAGGUUUAUAACAUUCUUGUUGAUUUGGUGUAUUUCGUUUACUAUUUGUGUUCAUUAAGAAGAUUUGCUGUUAGUGGUCUUCUUUGAUUGGAUCCUUCUCUGAUUUUCAUAUCAGGGUAAUGCUUGCUUUCAGUGAUAAAUUUUGGAGUAUUGUUUCCUUUUAAAGUUCAUUAAAGCAAUUGAGAAGCAGUGGCAUUAGAUCUUCUCUAAACUUCUUGUAGAAUUCAGCAGUGAAAUUGUCAGAAUCUGUACUUUUCUUUGUUGGUAGUUUUUUUAGGGGGAGUGUACUAGGAAUCGAACUCAUUACCUUGUGCUUGCCAAGCAGGCACUGAGCUGUAUCUUCAGCCCCCCUUGUUUUUUUUUUUUUUUCUUUUUUAUCGGUACCGGGGAUUGAACUCACGACUGUCUGCUUGCAAGGCAGGUGCUUAUGCUGCUGAGCUAAAUCCCCAGCCCCUAGCCCCCCCUUGUUGAUAAUUUGUUAAUUAUAUAUUUUAUUUCAUUUACUGAUAUUGGGUUAUUUAUAAUUUUUAUAUCUUGAUUUAGCUUUAGUAAUUCAUAUGCUUGUAUGAAUCUUCUCUUUUCUCUGGCAUUUUCAGUCUUACAGGUUCUCAAAGUAGAAGUGUCAACUUGAGAAGUUUAGAAGUUUAAGUGACUCUGCAGGGGAUCUGGGUCCUCAGUUUGUAAAAAUCUUCAUUCUGUGGGAGAGUAGUGCUACACCCUCCUGAGGGUGGGUAACCUGAAUACAGUGUAAGGGAGGAAAAGAGGCUUGCUUUUCCCCCACUUUUGCUCUUGUUGUUUUUACCAUCUUUUGCCACCUUGAAUGGUUGCACCUCAGCCAUACCACCUGUGGAGCCGACUGAUUAAGUACUGAAAUCUCCACAGACUAUGAGUUAAGUAAACCUUUCCUUCCUUAACUUUGGGUGUCAGAUAUUUGGUCCUAGCAACGAGAGAAAAGUGACCAAGACAGUAGGUAUUGAUGAUCUUCUGAGUUUUCACAGAAUCUGUUGGAAUUUCACCCAUUUCAUUCCUAAAUGUAUGGAUUUGAGUCUUUUCUCAUAUUUUUUGGUAAGGUUGGGUAAGGGUUUGUUCUUCAGUCAAGGAACCAAGUGUUUAUUCAUUGAUUCUUUGUAUUUUCUUUGUUUCUGUUGCAUUAAUUUGUGCUGAUCUUUACAAUAUCCUCUCUUGUGUGAGGUUUGAACUUUACCUGCUCUUCUUUUUCUAGACGUUUGAGAUUAAACACUAUUAGGCUAUUUAUUUGAGCUUUUUUUUCUUCCCCAUAUCGGGGAAUUUACCACUGUAUUCUUCCCUCAAAAGACAGAUUUCAUCGUCUUCUUUAAGUCCCAGCAUGUUAUACCAGGAUUAUUAUUUAAUUGUAGAAAAAUUUUAAUUCCUUGUUUUAUUCCACAUGUGAUCUAAUGUUUUUUCAGGAGGGUUAUAUUUCGUUUUCAUUCAUUUUUGAUAUUUUUGUGGUUUCUUUGCCAUUGAUUUUCAGUUUCAUUUCACUAUGUUAUGAUAAUAUGUAUGAGGAUAACUUAAUUCUUUUACAUUUACUUAAGCUUGUUCUGUGAGCUAGUUGUCUGUUUUGGAGUAUGUCCAUGUGCAGCUGAGAAGAAUGUAUAUUCUGAUCUUGUGGUGUGGAACAUUGCAUGCAUCUACUAAGUCCAUUUGUUCAAAAGUUUGAGAGGUCUUUCAUUGUUGUUUUUUUUUUUUUGUCUAGUUCAUUUGUUUAUAACAGUGAUAUAACGAUGUGUCCCCUGUCACAAUUUUUUGUUUUGUCUUUUUGAGACAGGAUCUCACUAUGCAGUUAAAGCUGGCCUUGAGCUCACCAAGUAGCCAGGCUUAUUUUGAAUUUACAACAAUCCUCGUGCCUUAGCCUCCUGAGUACUGGAAUUACAGGCAUGUGUUCCCAUACCUGGUAAAUGGUAUUAUUGAUUAUUAGAUUGUUUAUGUCUCUUAAUGUAUGUGUUACAUAGUCAUGUGCACCGGUACUUGGAACAUAUAUAUGUAUCAUUGUUAUCUCUUCAUCUUUAGUUGUUUCAUUUACAAGGAUGUAGUAUCCUUUGUCUGUUUUAAUCCUUCUUAGGUUGAAACCCAUUUUGUCUACAAAUAGAAUAGCUACCCCUCUUUUCGUGGGUUCCUGUUUUAUGGAAUAUUGACUUUGAGUCUGUGAAUUUCUUUUUGAAUUUAGACGUUUCUUACAUGCAGCAUGUUAUUGGAUACUGCUUUUUAAUACAUUCUGUUAGUCUGUUUCUUUUGAUUGGUAAAUUGAGAUAAUUGAAAGUUAUCACCAUUAAUUAUCACCACAGUGAUAAUUUUUAUCACCAUUAAGAUUGAUGGUGAUAACUGAUGUACAUUGACUUAUCCUUGCCAUGUUAUUUUCCUGUUGCUGGCUCCCAUUUUUUCUCCUUUGUUUAACUGUUUGCAUUGCCUGGUGGAUUCAUUUUGUUGGAAUUCAUGGAGUUGUAAUCCUUGUUAUCUGUUUCAAAUGUCCUUUAGAACAUUUUGGAGUGCAGGAUGGUUGUUUAUGAAUUAUUUUCAGGUGUUCUUUGUCACAAAAAUGUUUUAUUUUUCCAUCAAUUUUGAAAUAAAUUUGUGUGGUGCAUCAAUCUUGGGGUGAAGGCUUUUUUUUCGGGGGGGGGGUUUUAAAUAUUUGACUCCAUGGUCUUCUUGAUUUGAGGAUUUGCAUUUAGAUUUUGGUGGACAUUCCUUUGUAUGUGAUUUGUUUCUCAUUUCUAACAUUUAAUGAAUAUUCUGUUGAAUUUGUGGUAUCCUGACUACUAUAUGCCUUGGUGUAUUUUUUUUCAUGAUGGCUAAUUAUAUUUCUGUAUGCCUCAUUUAUUUGUAUGUCAAAAUCCUUUUCCCUGCUUGGGAUGUUUUCUUCUUUGACUUCUGUGAACAUAUUUUUUAAAGAAAUGUCAUUGGUGCUAUCUCCUUUUUCAUCCUACCUCUUGACUUUAUGGGGCUGAGAAGUUGCUGCCUACUUGUCCCACAUCUGGUUCUUUGACACUGAUCUAGAGCAGUUUAUUAAGACCCUUAGGUAAUCUCAAUCUUGGUAUGCCGGGAAAAAAAAUGGUUCAAUCAUUAAUAAAAAUAGCAUUAAACAGCCUAGAAAAUGACAAACAGAGGCAAGAGUUAGUUUGCCAGCUUUAAACAUAUGGACUACAUAUAUUGUUAUAUAACAGAUUCUACAAAGAACCAGAAAAUUGUAUGCAUUAAGUAAGCCCUUAAUAUAUUGAUUUUACCCUGUAGGGGUAAACAUUUAAGAGGGGUUAUGGGGGAAAAUAGAAUGAAAUUUCAAAUAAGGCUAGAGGACACUGCAAACUUUGGGAAAAUAACAAGACAGGAGAGAGAGAGAGAAGGAAGAAACAAAAACAAGAAAAGAACAAUAAAAAAGAUCCUAAAUAAUUCAAAAUUAGUCAGUGAAAUCAAAGAUGUAAUUAAAAACCUACCAACACAGAAAAACUUGGCCCUGAUGGAUUCACUGCUGAAUUUCAUAAGAAAUAUAGAGAACAAUUAAUACUACUAAUUCUCAAACCCUUUAGUGAAGUUGAAAGAAAAGCAAUACUCCUAAAUUCAUUCUUGGAAGCAAGCCUCACCUGAUACCAAGGCAAGAGUAAGACCUAACCAAGAAAGAGAACUACAGCCCAGUUUCCCUAAUGAACAUAGAUAGAAAAAUCCUCAAUAAGAUACUGGCAAACAGAAUGCUGCAAAUCAUCAAGAACAUCAAACAUCAUAACCAAUUUGGAUUCAUUGCAGAAAUGUAGGAAUGGUUCUAUAUACGUUAACCAGUAAAUGUAAUAUACUGUACACACAGAGCCAAGGACAAAAUCCAUAUGAUCAUCUCAAUAGAUGUAGAAAAAGCUUUUCAUAAAGAUCAGCACUCAUUCAUCUAAAAACACUUCACAAAAUUGGAAUAGAUGGUCUUUAUCUCAAUCCAGUAAAAGUCAUCUGUGAGAAACCAACAGCCACUGUCAUCUAAAUGUACAAAAAUUAAAAGUUUUCACUCCAUAAUCAGGAAAAAGAAAAGGAUUUCCACUAUCACCACUCUUAUUCAGUAUAGUCCUGGAAACUUUAGCCAGAGCAGCCACCCAAGAGAAAAAAAGAAAAUAACAAUAGAAAAGGAUAUCACUGAUGACAAGAUACUCUACAUAGACCCCAAAAAUUCAACCAAAAGACUUCUAGAUUUAAUAAAUUCAAUAGUGUAGCUGAAUACAAAGUCAACAUUCAAAAAUAAAUAGCUUUACUGUACAAGAAUAACCAAUUUACUGAGAGAGAAAUUAGGAAACGACAUCAUUCACAGUAGCAUCAAGAAAAAUGAAUGUCAAGGAAUCAGUCUAAAAAAGGAAGUAGAAUAUGUCAGUGAAAACUAUAGUACUCUGAGAAAGGAAGAUGAAGAUACCAGAAAAUGGAAAGAAAUCCCUUGCUCUUGGGUAGGAAGAACUAAUAUAGUAAAAAUGACCCUAUUUCCAAAACUUACGCAGGUUUUGCAGGAACUAAUGCAAUUCAGUUCAAAAUUCCAACAACAUAUCUCUUAGAAUUAGAGAAAACAAUCCUAAAAUUCAUUUGCAAUCAGAAAAGAGCUAGAAUACAAAACUCAUUUCUGGCCAACAAAGACAUGGCAGGAGGCAUCACAAUCUGAGACUUGAAAUUAUACUACAAAGCUUGUGUGAUUAAAAACAGCAUGACACUUAAAAUAAAUCAGACCUGAGUAUCAGUGGGACACAUUAGAAGAUGCAAACUCCAGUCAUACUUAGCCACUUUAUCUUUGACAAAAGUUCCAAACAUAUUCAAAGAUAGCAUGUUUAAUAUACGGUUCUAGAAAAGCUGGCUUCACAAAUUUUGAAGACUAAAAUUGGACCCAUCUCUUUCACUGUGCUCAAAACUGGAGUCAGAGAUCUGAAUAUUAAAAGAGAAAUAUUAAAUCAACUGCAAGAUAGAAUAGGUACGAAUCUUGAAGUCAUUGGUGUGGGCACACACUUAAUGAACAAUAUACCGAUUGCAGAACAGUCACAAAAAACAAUUGGAAUGUCAUUUUAUUAAAAAGCUUUUGCACAGCAAGAGAGACCAAUGGAGUAAAGAGAGAUACCAUAGUGUGAAAAAAUAUUUUUGUGAGCUAUUCCUCAGAUGAAGGAUUACAGCAGAGAACAUAUAAAGAACUAAAAAAAGUAAAAAAAAAUCAAGCUUCCGAAUUAAAACCCAAUCCAAAGAUGUGAUCUGAGAUGAAUACAUGCUUGUCUGAUGAAGAAUUAAAAACAGCAAAUAAAUAUAGAAAAAUGUUCCCCAUCACUGGUCAUUUGAGAGAUGCUCAUUGAAAUAAUUCUGAGACACCAUCUCACCCUAGAAAUAAUGACUGAUACCAUCAACUCAACCAGUAAAUAUGCUAUCAGGGAUAUGAGGGAAAGGCACCCUUCUUCAUUAUUGGUGGGUAUAUAGCCUGGUGGAACCCCUGUGGAAAUCAUUGUGGAGACUGCUUUAAAAACUAGGACCAGAGGUCUCAUUUGACCCAGCUAUUUCCCUUUUGCGUGUCUUCCUGAAAGAAUGAAAAGCAUCAGAAGCGGCUACUCCAGACCCAGCCAUGUUGGGAUUUAGGCAGCUGCACAAGAAGGCAAUUUGCCCUUCCUCUUGGAGCCCGUGACUUUGGAGGAUGUAGCUAUAAACUUCACCAUAGAGGAAUGGGCUUUGUUGAAUCCAUCCCAAAAGAAGUUCUACAGAGAUGUGAUGUGGGAAACAUUUGUAAAUAUGACUGCUGUAGGAAAUACCUGGAGAAAUCAGCAACAUGAAGAAGAAUACAAAUAUUUCCCAAGAAAUCUAAGAAAUGAAGAGGUAGCAAAAUGGUAUGAACAUAAACCUUGUAAUCAAUAUGAAAAUGUAUUCCUUUGGGCUUCAUUUGUUAAUAUGGACAUGCAGCAAGCUGCUUUCAACCAAGUUGAAAACUUUGCUUGUAGAGAGCCCCCAAUUGGGCAUUUAUCACAAAAUGAACCCAUUUUACCUCACAUUGACAUGAAGCCAGAUGAGUUUUUGGGAUUUGAUGACAAGCUCUUUGAAUUUGGUGAAUGUGGAAAAACCUGCAGUGAUCUCCAGUCCUUUGUGAAUCAUGCAAGGACAAAGACUGGAAAUAUUCUUUAUCAAUAUGAGCAAAAUGGGAAAUCCUGCUCUGAAAGUAAUAUAACAAGUUGCUUUGGAGAUAAGACCAUUGUGGGUAAGAAAAGUAUGAAAGCUUUGAGGAUUCACAGUGAUAUUCAAAUUUAUGAAAGUAUUCACACUGGGAAGAAACUAUGUAUGUGCAAGCAAUUUGGAAAAAGUUUUAAUUCUCAAAGUUUUUGUAAAAUUCAUGAAAGUUUUCACAUGGAGGAGAAACCCUAUGUAUGUAAGCAAUGUGGGAAAGCAUUCAACACAUACAAAAACUGUCAAAGACAUAGAAGAAUUCACACUGCAGAGAAACCAUAUGUAUGUAAGCAAUGUGGAAAAGCAUUCAGUACUCACAGUUAUUGCCAAAGACAUAAAAGAACCCACACUGGAGAGAAACCAUAUGUGUGCAAGGAAUGUGGGAAGGCAUUCACUGCAUACCAGUACUGUCAAAUACAUGAAAGAAAUCACAGUGGAGUGAAACCUUAUAUGUGUAAACAAUGUGGGAAGGCAUUCACUAUGCAGAAUACUUGUAAAAUGCAUGAAAGAAUUCACACUGGUGAGAAACCUUUUGUGUGCAAGGAAUGUGGAAAAUCAUUCACUAGAAAGUAUUCUUAUAAAAUACAUGAAAGAAUUCACACUGGUGAGAAACCUUAUGUGUGCAAGCAAUGUGGAAAAGCAUUCACUACCAAGGGUUCUUAUAACAUACAUGAAAGAUUUCAUACUGGAGACAAACCUUAUGUGUGCAAAUACUGUGCGAAGGCAUUCACUUCACAUAGUGUGCAUCAAAGACAUGAAAGAAUUCACAGUGGGCUGAAACCUUAUAUGUGUAAACAAUGUGGGAAGGCAUUCAUUACAUACAGAGAUCAUCAAAUACAUGAAAGAAUUCAUACUGGGGAGAAACCUUUUAUGUGUAAGCAAUGUGGAAAAGCAUUUACUACAAAAAGUUAUUUCAAAAUACAUGAAAAAAGUCACACAGGAGAGAAACCUUAUGUGUGCAAGCAAUGUGGAAAAGCAUUCACUACCAAAGGUUCUUAUAACAUACAUGAAAGAUUUCAUACUGGAGAGAAACCUUACGUGUGCAAGUACUGUGCAAAGGCAUUCACUUCCUAUAGUGUUCAUCAAAGACAUGAAAGAACUCACAGUGGAGAAAAACCUUAUGUCUGUAAACAGUGUGGGAAGGCAUUCACUGCAUACAGAGACCAUCAAAGACAUGAAAAAAUUCAUAAUGGGAAGAAACCUUUUAUGUGCAAGCAAUGUGGAAAAGCAUUUACUACAAAAAGUUACUUCAAAAUACAUGAAAAAAGUCACACAGGUGAGAAACCUUACGUGUGCAAGGAAUGUGGGAAGGCAUUCACUGCAUACCGGUACUGUCAAAUACAUGAAAGAAAUCACAGUGGGGUGAAGCCUUAUAUGUGUAAACAAUGUGGGAAGGCAUUCACUAUGCAGAAUACUUGUAAAAUGCAUGAAAGAAUUCACACUGGGGAGAAACCUUUUGUGUGCAAGGAAUGUGGAAAAUCAUUCACUAGAAAGUAUUCCUAUAAAAUACAUGAAAAAAGUCACACUGGUGAGAAACCGUAUGUGUGCAAACAAUGUGGGAAGGCAUUCAUUACCAAGGGUUCUUAUGACAUACAUGAGAGAUUUCAUACUGGAGAGAAACCUUAUGUGUGCAAAUACUGUGCGAAGGCAUUCACUUCACGUAGUGUGCAUCAAAGACAUGAAAGAAUUCACAGUGGGAUGAGACCUUAUAUGUGUAAACAAUGUGGGAAGGCAUUCACUACAUACAGAGACCAUCAAAGACAUGAAAGAAUUCAUACUGGGGAGAAACCUUUUAUGUGUAAGCAAUGUGGAAAAGCAUUUACUACAAAAAGUUAUUUCAAAAUACAUGAAAAAAGUCACACAGGAGAGAAACCUUAUGUGUGCAAGCAAUGUGGGAAGGCAUUUCUUACUCACCAAUCUUGUCAAAUACAUGAAAGAACUCACACUGGGGAGAAACCUUAUUUGUGUGAUAAAUGUGGAAAAGCGUUCGCCAGAAAGAGUUCUUAUAACGUACAUGAAAAAUGUCACUCAGGAGAGAAACCUUAUAUGUGCAAGCAAUGUGGGAAGGCAUUCACUACACACAGGUACUGUCAAAUACAUGAAAGAACUCAUACAGGUUAGAAUCUAGCAUGUCAGCCAUGUGGAAAAAGAUUUGCUGGUCUCUCUCUCUCUCUCUCUCUCUCUCUCUCUUUCUCUCUCUCCCUCUCUGUCUCUUUCUUUCUCUGGCCCCCUCUAUAAGUAAGUCUCAGUCUCUCUCUCUGUCUCUGUCUCUCUCUCUCUGUCUCUCUCUCUCUCUCUCUCUCUCUCUCUCUCUCUCUCUCUCUCUCUCUCUCUCAGUAGGGACCCUGGGUAGGAACCUGUUGUAUAUAAGCAAUGUGGUAAAAGUACUUAAUGAAUAGUUUUUAUCAGCUACAUGAAAUGAAUUACACUGGUGAGAAACCCUAUAUACUUAAGUUUUUUUGAAAAUUGCUCAUAUAUUGGUGACGUGCAAAUGAAAUGAAAAAUUAUAUGCCGUCAUUUCUUCACAAAUUUUGCAGAAAAUACACUCCUGGACGGAGAAUCCUAGAAUAUAUUCCUUCUAUGUUUUUCAGUAAAUCACUUGUAAAUGUCUCAACUAAGUAUCUGUAGUCUUUACUAUAAAAAAUAUUGACAUGUAUAUUUUAUUUUUUGACAUAAUAUAUUUUUGAUUAAGCCAUUAUCUUCUAACUUAAUAUGUAGUAUCUGAUUAAACAAGGGAAAUUGAAAUGUAUUUCUCACUUCUAAGUAGGAUUAUUGUUUGCAUAGUUUUGAUUUUGACUUGUUUUUACUAUUGGAAAGUAUAGGUCAUUAAAAAAUAAAUUUUUUUAAUUGAUGAGAUUUCCCACCAGUUUUGAUUUUAAUUUUUUUGGUAUAUAUGCUUCAUAUUCUUUGCAAAAAGUUUUUUUUCAAUUUCAAGUUACAGUAUGUGUGUAUAUGUAUGUGUAUUUAGGAAAAUGUGAAAUGGGGUUUUUAAAAGUUGAAUUGUUUUCACACUACAUGGAUUUGCAAAUGGUUGGCUUUUCAUAUCAUAACAGUACAGCUGAAUAUAUCCCAGCAUAAUUAUAUCAAGUAUAAAAUUUCAUCUAGUUUGCUUUCAAGUCACUGUCAGUAUUGGAAUUUACAUAAAAUUUUGUUUUCUUUC